Messenger RNA from Oppiella nova, 526 nucleotides. The record is from the annotation of a GenBank genome assembly. Lineage: Eukaryota; Metazoa; Arthropoda; Arachnida; Sarcoptiformes; Oppiidae.
AACUAUCAAGUAAAUUACUUCAGUCUAUUAUAAACUAACCAUGGUGAAAGUAUACGUGGCCGUAAUCUUGUUGAUCUCUGUCUACUUACAUUGCGCUGAUGCCCAAGACUGUAAAUGUGGUAUGACGCUUGGUCGUUUUUGCGGCUCACGACGCGACGUAUCGACGUAUCUUUCUGGGAGUGGGUGCGACGAAAACGCACUGUACGAGUGCCGAUUCCAGGGUAGUGUCCCUGUCCUAAUCGCAAAAUGCCCUCAUCAGGCUUGUCUACGAAAUGUACCCGAUGGCACAGAUGUGUGCUUGGUCACUGAUUGUAAGUGCGGGGCGGAGCUAGGUCGUAUAUGUGGUACCAGACGCAAUGUCAAAGUGAACGGAACCGAGCCGUACCUCUCCGGAAAAGGAUGCCUCGAAAACGCGGUAUACGAGUGCCGAGUAAGGCAUGGCCACCCUGUCCUAAUCGCAGAUUGCCCUACUGAGGCUUGCCAGCAAAAUGAAGUCGCUGCCCAUGAUGUGUGUUUGCUUAAAUAA